UGUAUUUCAUUUAUUUAAGAUUCAAGAAAAUGCAAAAUAGUCUCUAUUGACAGAAAGUGGUUGCUUCGGUAUGAAGUUGGAAAGAGAGAUGGAUUACAAGGGCACAAGAAAACUUUUGGGAAUGACGGAAGAUUAUUUUUAUUGUAGUAAUGGUUUAAUGGGUAUACAUAUAUGUCAAAACUGAUCAAACCAAACUUACAGCUUUAUAUAUGUGCAGCGUAGAGGUCUUCAAUUACAAGUGAAUAAACAUUUUUUAAAAUGGUGAUAAAAAUAACAUCUUCAGCCUGUUGUAGGGAUUCAUUGAAUAUGUUAAGCACUUUAUCAUAAUACCUGGCUCCCUGAGUUUGAUGCCACUGACACUUAGAUAUCAAACUCAACCUCUCUACCAAGCUUUUCAUCCAAAGUGACUAGGGGUAAAGACUGUUUAAGACUAUACAGAAAGAUCAUGUAUCUGAGGAAUUAAAAAUAAGCCAUACGAUUAGGCAAUGUGUCACUCAAUAAACUCAAUAAACUAUUAUUAUCAAGGCAAAAUAUAUAUACACAAAAAGUAAGAACUGGGUUCAAAAAAAUUUUUUUCUAUGGACUUCUAACGUGGUAACUCAUGACACAGGGGUUAGGAUCUUCAGUUUUCCUUUGGAAGUUAAUAAAAACCACUAUAGAGAAAAACAAGAUUUACUACUAAGAAGGUGAAAACUGCUUCUCCUCUUAGGGUUCUAGUUCUCUUGCAACCUAAAACAAAGGAACUGGACAGGAUUACCACUUUUGUACUGUACAGCUCUAAACAUUAAUCAGUCACUCAAUUCAUUAUUUAUUUUUUUCUGUUUCCUUGUAUUCUGUCAUACAACUGUCUCUUGGUUUACCUACUUUUCUGCUUGUCUUCUCUCUCUCCUCCUGGUUUAUUUUCAUCCAGAUGGGAUUUUCCCCAAAGUUUCCAUCGUCAUUCUUUUCUUCUCCUCUGUGUAUGCGCCACUGAAGUUAAGAUUGCAACGUUCAAACUCCCCACACAUUCACACCCCCAUUCCCAUUUCACAGUAUCUCACCCAAUGUUUACCACUCCGAACACAUUCCUAGAAUCGAAAGAUCCCGAGCAGGGAGAAAAGAAAAGGCGCCUACCAGAUGCCUGGAACAGUCUACUAAGCGCCACAAGUAUAUUAGCUUUUUCAGUGCUCUCAACAGCCCAGGCAGAUGUUAUCUCAAUCUUACGGUUGAAUAAAUUUAAGAUCUCUGGCUGGACACUAGAGGCUGGCGAAGGACGUGACCUUUGAUCAGAAUCUCCCGGAGGAGUGGGGUCCCUGACCAUUGUCCCUUCCAGAGAACCUUAAAACAGACGCCAGGAGACCCUCUCGGAUACUCUGCAGGAGUCAAGAGUCACGAUAUUAGCAAGCACAUCGCAGCCAUGCGAACCCUUUCUGGUUCAGCUCUCGACAAAAGAAAUCAAGCCCCCAGUCAAAAUACAACAACAACGGAUUAAGCCUACCACCCUCUCCCCCGGCCCCCAAAUUCUCAGGGGAAAUCCCCUAAGAGUCAGGUAGGGAGGUCACUGCAGCGACUUCAGGUGCAGAGAACGCGGGGAACUAGGAAGAGGACGCUCCAGCCCACCUGGGCGUCUCUGAUUGGCCGGCAGUUCAGCUUGGAACGCUGGGGUGCGUGGCGUCAUAUCCGCCGGGUCCGCCAUCUUGUUCCCAGGGGCAGUUGGCGGAAGAGAUCGAUCUCACUUGCCGCCGGCUCCCCUUCUGCGUGGAGUUCUCGCGGACUGGGUUUCGCUGUUUGUUCUCGGCCCGGGGUCCUUUUGUCGGCGCCCUGGGUGCCCUCUCUUGCCCGGCUGGGGCACAGCAAGGCGGCCCCUUCUCCCGACGACGUUCCAUGGAGUAGGGUCCCAGACCGUUGUCCCGAAGAGCGAGAUCGAGCUUGGCCCCCUCCCCCCCCUCCUUCCUUCCCUCCCUCCUUCCUUCCGCCGCAACAUGGCUAACAACAGCCCCGCGCUGACAGGCAACUCGCAGCCGCAGCACCAGGCGGCCGCUGCUGCGGCUCAGCAACAGCAGCAGUGCGGCGGCGGCGGCGCUACCAAGCCGGCGGUCUCGGGCAAGCAGGGCAAUGUGCUCCCGCUCUGGGGCAACGAGAAGACCAUGAACCUCAACCCCAUGAUCCUGACCAACAUCCUGUCGUCGCCUUACUUCAAAGUACAGCUCUACGAGCUCAAGACCUACCACGAGGUGGUGGACGAGAUCUACUUUAAGGAUUGACUCAGUCUUGCAGCGAGGCUCGGAGCAGCCCAGGGUCGCAGGUAGAGGUCACGCACGUUGAACCAUGGGAGAAAGGAAGCAGGAAAACAGCGGGCCAGACAGGGAUGUGCGGAGGGGUAAGUAGAAGUUCGAGGUGUUGGAACAGGAGGAAUUGUUUCUACAGCAUUUUGCCUGUUAUACAAAUUAUUUACCCUGAAGUUAACUCGAAAGCAAGUGAUGGGUCUUAUAACACACACAGACUCUCCAUAUAUUAGAGCUCUUGGAUUUAUGUAUAUAAGAUAUACACAGCCCCCUACAGAUCUAUGGGACUGGUUUGAAUCCUUCCUUGAUGAUGAAGAGGUUUGGGACUGACAAUAGCUGACUAACAUGUCCUGAGCUGUGAGAGGGCAUAGCAAGAAGGCCUUCAUGCGGACCUAGAUGUGAAGGCUGGUGGAGGCUGUGUAAUGACCAUUGGAGAAAUGCUACGAUCUUUUCUCACAAAACUGGAGUGGUUUUCUACCUUGUUUCCAAGAAUUCCAGUUCCAGUUCAAAAGAAUAUUGAUCAGCAGAUUAAAACCCGACCUAGAAAAAUCAAGAAAGAUGGGAAGGAAGGUGCUGAGGAAAUAGACAGACAUGUUGAACGCAGACGUUCAAGGUCUCCAAGGAGAUCUCUGAGUCCACGGAGGUCCCCAAGAAGAUCAAGAAGUAGAAGUCAUCAUCGGGAGGGCCAUGGGUCUUCUAGUUUUGACAGAGAAUUAGAAAGAGAGAAAGAACGCCAGCGACUAGAGCGUGAAGCCAAAGAAAGGGAGAAAGAACGGCGAAGAUCCCGAAGUAUUGACCGGGGGUUAGAACGCAGGCGCAGCAGAAGUAGGGAAAGGCAUAGAAGUCGCAGUCGAAGUCGUGAUAGGAAAGGGGAUAGAAGGGACAGGGAUCGAGAAAGAGAGAAAGAAAAUGAGAGAGGUAGAAGACGAGAUCGUGACUAUGAUAAGGAAAGAGGAAAUGACCGAGAAAAAGAGAGAGAGCGAUCAAGAGAAAGGUCCAAGGAACAGAGAAGUAGGGGAGAGGUAGAAGAGAAGAAACAUAAAGAAGACAAAGAUGAUAGGCGGCACAGAGAUGACAAAAAAGAUUCCAAGAAAGAGAAAAAACACAGUAGAAGCAGAAGCAGAGAAAGGAAACACAGAAGUAGGAGUCGAAGUAGAAAUGCAGGGAAACGAAGUAGAAGUAGAAGCAAAGAGAAAUCAAGUAAACAUAAAAAUGAAAGUAAAGAAAAAUCAAAUAAACGAAGUCGAAGUGGCAGUCAAGGAAGAACUGACAGUGUUGAAAAAUCAAAAAAACGGGAACAUAGUCCCAGCAAAGAAAAAUCUAGAAAGCGUAGUGGAAGCAAAGAACGUUCCCACAAACGAGAUCACAGUGAUAGUAAGGACCAGUCAGACAAACAUGAUCGUCGAAGGAGCCAAAGUAUAGAACGAGAGAGCCAAGAAAAACAGCAUAAAAACAAAGAUGAGACUGUGUGAAAAUAUUUUGUAAAAGUGGAUCACAUUGAAUCCUAUAAAUGAUUAAAUCUGCUUUUUUUCCCCCAAGUUGAGAUUGUGCAGUAGUUCGCACUCCUCAAGCUCUCCCUGUAGGCUGCAUUUUCAUUUCCUCUUUUGUGUAGGGAAGUGCCUUUGUAAUUCCAUUUAUUGCAUUGGUGUUUUCACCCAAUUGUUAAGUUUGAUACAUGAUGCACAGAUUGUUCUUGCAUUUUUAUUGUUUGUUUUUGAAAUGUACAGUCUGUACAUAUGUCCUGAAAAUGUUUUAAUUCCUUUGGCAUGGUUGCCAUGUUGGUUAAAUUUGUAUAAGGCAAUAAACUGCCACUAAUCUAUUUUUGUUUUGUAGGUGUGGGAUUAUGGUUUGUGUACUGAAGUUAGCAUGGCUGUGCUUUUCGUAAUAGAAUGCUAAAGACUUUGAGAAUGGAACUUGGAUGUCUGUUGUAGGAGAAAUAUGUGCUGCCAAUGUACAUGAAGGCAGCAUUGUAGGAUUAACAUUUUUGUCCACUGUAUAUUAUCUUGGAAGGCUCUUGUUAAUGUGUUACACUUAAUAUUCUCCACAGUUACCUUUAGAGAGAAUUUAUGAGAAGUUAGUUUCUGAUGCAGAGGUUUUUAGGCUGUGAUUUCAUCAAAAGUCCUUUUAGCAUUCUACCUCAAAGGGACACUUAGUAUGCCUAAAAUUUAUUCACUUAGUUUUCCUUUUUUAUUUGAAAAAAUACAUGACAUGUAAUCCUUUUUUCUUGAAUUCUUUCUCAGAUUUUAAAGUGCUAUAUUAAAGAAAAAAAUUAAUGUCUAAAGCCUAGCAUUCUUGCAGAACCCUAUACUAACAUGUAAUUGGGAGAGGGUGGGGCAAAUGAGUAGAGAAACAGAUUCAAGCGUCAAGCUUCCAAAGCAUUUUUAUAAAUGGAAAAUCCUUAAAUUAUGAAACAGCUUGAUAUAGUGUCCUUUUUUUAAAAUUCCAAACUUUUUUUAUUGAUAAUGGAGAUUGCUGUUUGAGUUUUUAAACUUAAUCUAGAACAGAGGAGUAUUGAAAGUAAUGCUGUGCUGCAUUAUUUAAGACUAUCAGCAAAUUUGAUAGAUUGUUCUUAUGACUUGUAUUCUGAUUACAGAGAACCAUCAUGAGUGUGGAAUAAAUACUGGAUUAAAUCCUUUAUCCUGGGUCUUGGCUUUUCCCCCAUUUGUUAACUUUUUUUUUUUUAAACAUGUUUUUAUUGUGGAAAUUGAUGAAACGUCAGUAGAGUCGCACUUUGUGUACAGGGAUGUCUUAGUUCCCAGAUGACAAGUGAAUUUUAAAGAAAUGCAGAAACUGGGAUUGGGCAUGUGGUAAUCAAUAAUCUUUAUUAGAAUUCUUGAUAAUGGCAGUUCCGUUUGUCAGUGGUUACGUGUCACUUGAUUAAUUUGUUCCAUGUCAAAGAUGUUUAUUGGGAUAUCUUUUACUUGGACAAUAUAUUAGCAUUUUUUAAAAUUU
Messenger RNA from Macaca mulatta (Rhesus monkey), 5216 nucleotides. The record is from RefSeq and is a predicted model, not a curated record. Lineage: Eukaryota; Metazoa; Chordata; Mammalia; Primates; Cercopithecidae.